AUGUCGGAGUUGCGUGGCUCGCCGCCCUUGUCCCGUGGGCUCGAGAACGGUUUCGGGGCUCCGCUGGCGGCGCUGAGCUCGCUGGCGGAGGCGCCUCCUCCGGCGCCGAACCCUCACGGCAUCGACCACAUCCUGUCUCGUCCGACGGUGGGCAGCAACGUGGGCGCCGGGCUACUCGCGCCGCGGUUGUCGCUGGCGGCGGCGGCGGCCGGCAUGGCGCACUACCUGCAGCACAAGCCGCUGUACUGGCCUGGCUUCCAGGGCCUCGUCUCCAACCCCAUGGCGUGGCGAGAGCGCCUGCAGUCCAUGAGCAACGGCGCGCUGAGCGCGUGUUCUCAGGGUGGCAUGGACAAGGACGGCAAGAAGAAGCACACGAGGCCUACUUUCAGUGGACAGCAGAUCUUCGCGUUGGAGAAGACCUUCGAGCAGACCAAGUACCUCGCCGGACCGGAGCGGGCCAAGCUCGCGUACGCGCUCGGCAUGACCGAGUCACAAGUCAAGGUCUGGUUCCAAAACAGAAGAACGAAAUGGCGGAAAAAGCACGCGGCUGAGAUGGCAACCGCAAAACGUAAGCAGGAGGAGCUGGGCGAGGAGUGUGACGACCAGGAGCAGCAUGACAACGAGUGCAGUGACGAGGAGGAGGCGAAGAGGCCGCGCCUCGACAUCCACCACAUGCACCACCAGCUGCCGCACCGGCACCCCACUGACUCCUACUACCAGGAGUUCGCCGGCUACAAAGAGGAGGAGGCGCCCUGCGACCUGUCCAACUGGCAGGUGCGCAGGUUCGAGGACGUGCCGCGGUCCGGUGACAGUGACAAUGUGAACAGUGACAGCCUCAGUGUGGAGGACGAGCAGCCCAUCAACUUCGCGUACUAUCACUUCUGA
Molecule: messenger RNA, 885 nt
Organism: Spodoptera littoralis (African cotton leafworm)
Lineage: Eukaryota; Metazoa; Arthropoda; Insecta; Lepidoptera; Noctuidae
Source: the annotation of a GenBank genome assembly